Messenger RNA from Saccostrea cuccullata (small rock oyster), 878 nucleotides. RefSeq names its product multiple epidermal growth factor-like domains protein 10. The record is from RefSeq and is a predicted model, not a curated record. The transcript is spliced from 5 exons. Lineage: Eukaryota; Metazoa; Mollusca; Bivalvia; Ostreida; Ostreidae. The coding region runs from base 15 to 878 and encodes 287 amino acids. Gene Ontology annotation, molecular function: scavenger receptor activity.
AUCUAAACACAAUAAUGUUGCCAACACACCAUAAUUGUCAACCUCCAUGUGGACCAACAACUGCAACAGAUGGAAAUAAAGAAACAUGCACAAAUACUGAAGCCAUUGGUCAGAGUACACAAAGUAAAGCAACGGUAUGGUUUGUGGACCUUGGUGGAAAUCGCAGUAUUUACAGCAUUAGUAUACUAUUUAAAGAGUAUGCUGGAUGGGUAAUGAGACAAAGGGGACGUUUUGCCGGUUUUUCUCUUUAUAUAUCCAACACGCCUAAAAAAGAGGACGGUCGUCUUUGUUACCAGAACAAACUACCAUUACCUCCCUUGAAAUUUAAUACAAAGUGUAUUGCAUAUGGUCGUUACGUCAUCUAUUACAACGAAAGACUGGAAGGAGUUAUCUACCCUGAAGGAUACCAAUAUCAGAUAUAUACACAAUUAUGUGAAGUCGAAGUAAAAGGAUGUGCCAAGGCAGGAGUAUAUGGGAUUAAUUGUAAUUUACCUUGCCCGGACAAUUGUCAAGAAAAGAGAUGUAAUAUUGUGAAUGGAACAUGUUUGGAAUGUAUUCUUGGAUGGACGGGAGACAUGUGUAAUAUAAAAUGUCCAUGGGGAUGGUAUGGCCUUUCGUGUAAAGACACAUGUACAGGACAUUGCAGUGGGAACCAACCUUGUAAUCACGUGACUGGUCAAUGUGAAGCUGGUUGUGCAGAUGGAUGGAUGGGGAAGUUAUGCGAUGAACCAUGCAAAGAUGGGUUUUACGGUCCAGACUGUAUCCAUAGCUGCAGUGGUCACUGUCUGAAUAACACCUACUGUAGAAGAGAAACUGGUUACUGUGACAACGGUUGUAGCCCGGGAUAUACAGGGGAUUUUUGUAGUAAACGUAGGUAA